AUGACGGAUGGUGGUAAAGAAAUUAAUUACCAUUUCAACUGUCAAAAUCAGGAAGCAGAAAGCAACUUUACAAAGAAUAACCAAAACAUUCCUUAUGAGAUUUUCCGAAAUGAUACUACAGCCGUGGAAGUUAUCGUUAAGGGAGUAACUGGGAAACGUAAAAAAAUGACAGAUACAUCAUAUGUGAAUACAGAUAACCGAAUCAGUAGUCUUAUUAAAGAAGUAGAAGGACUCAAGAGAAAAUUAGACGAAGCAAAAACAAAUACAGAUGAAAUAAGAGAAUCUUUUCUAACAGUUGCGGUUGAAUUAAAAAGACAAUUAGAUCGGGCUCAUCAGCGGGAGAUAAAAGAGCAAACAAAAAUUUUUGCUCUUCAAUUAGAAAACUUGAAGUUGCGAUCAUUAUUGGAUUCAAAGACAAACUUAAUUAAGAAACUAAUGAAGGAAUUGAUUAGUGUAAAACGAGUGGUCAAAUUGGUUAGCAGAGGCUUUGACUGUAUUUCUAUGUCGCAGUCGCCUGACUUUAUUAAUAAUUCGGAAACCGAAUAUAGGGCGUUCGAAAAGGAGUUACAAAAUGGUUUUAUGAUGAAUGUAAUAGGACCUGAUGGAAUCACUUUCGACAGUACAAUUUCCAAUAAAUUAUAG
This is a messenger RNA of Parnassius apollo (apollo), 642 nucleotides long. The record is from the annotation of a GenBank genome assembly. NCBI's taxonomy places the organism in Eukaryota, Metazoa, Arthropoda, Insecta, Lepidoptera, Papilionidae.